Messenger RNA from Anisakis simplex (herring worm), 510 nucleotides. NCBI's taxonomy places the organism in Eukaryota, Metazoa, Nematoda, Chromadorea, Rhabditida, Anisakidae. The record is from the annotation of a GenBank genome assembly.
AUGCUGCCUGUCUUCAACAAGCUUACUCUGUUGGUCGAGAUAAUCACGUCAGUGAGCAGCGUCAUUCUCUACUUCUUUGUUUUCCUUCUAUCAAGAAAGCACGCCAGUGGCCUUCGUCGUAAUCAUCAGACGAAUCAGAGUUCACUGCAAGCAUUCAAUAAUCAACAGCGUCAAUUAACCGCCACAAUGGGCAUAUCGUGUGCAUUCACGUUGAUUCUAUACGUAUUACCGCUAUGCUUAAAAUAUGCGGUAGUGAAUAAUCUGAACUCUGGCUCACAACAAAUUUGCUUGGCGUUUAUAGCGAUUAGUUGUAAUUUAACACCACUAACGAAUUUUGCGAUUGUGUUCCUGAGACACCGCGAGAUUCGAUGUCGUCUUAUCGACCCAACAGCGCCGUGUUUUUGCGCAAAAUUUCUGCCAAAAGCUCAAGUUAGUUCCAUUAAUGCAACCAAACUAGUUAAUGUCGCAAGUAAAAUAGUUAAUCGUGCUUCACUUGCUGCUCAAAGCUGA